AAGGAGGUAGGAAGGAGGAGAAAGGGAUAAGAGGCAAGGAAGUGAUGGUAUAAAUAUGGUGUAUGGAAAGCAGAAGAGCAAAUAAUAGUCUUUGGGGGGUUGACGGUAAGAGGAAUUGAUAUAAUAUUGAGUAACAGAAGAUAGUGUUGGUGAUGAUGUAAUGGUACACAUGUGGUUAUUUGUAUGAAAAUAAAAAAUAAAAAAAACUUAUUUAAAAAGUUCCAUUCUUUCUCUCUUUGAAACUUGCUUAUUAUCAAUCCGGAGAUUAUUCUUGGACCAACCCAAAGCGACCUACAGCCAGAACCGUAUGUUCUGACCCUGACAUUGCAAAGUAACAACUUGUAUUGUGAACUGCAAGUGAAUAAACUUGGUAUUUCUCUUUUUUUUUAAAAAAGCAAACGCUUAAAUAAACCCCAAAGGAUGUUCACACUGACAUACUUGAGUUCAGUAUGACCGAAGCUCAUGAAACAUUUUUGCCUGUGUUUUGUUUACUUUAAGCACUCCAAUUUCCGUUAGGAGGAUAUACCCCCCCACACACUAGUUAUAUUGGAGCUCUUUCUCCCCAUCCCACAUUCAUCAGAUUUCAGAAGGAGCUUCUCUCACCUGGAUAUGGAAGUCUUCAUUCUGCUAGUCCUCAGCGUUGGACUUUGCCAAGCAAAGGAUGCCCAUGACAUAGUGGACAGCAAUAAUCCAGAGGUUCUCGGUGUCGUGGACAGAGCAGUAAAAAUACUUAACGAAGGCAGAAGUCAUGGAAAUAAGUUUGCCCCAGGUAGCAUCCUUCUUGCCUAUGGAUCAACAGGUCCUGAAAAAAAACUCCAUAUCGUGUAUGGAGUAAGAGAAACCGUGUGUCCAGUUGCUGCGAAAAGGCCUUGGCAAAAGUGUGAACUUUUAAGGACCUCAAAUGCACACUCUGGAAACUGCGUGGCUGAUAUUGACAUUAGUGGGUCUCAACAGUUUACCUCCAUUUCACAAAUUUGCCAAUUUAGCCAAGGACAGAAAAUGGUAGCACAAUCCCUUGCUCUAUGCCCCGGUUGUUGGCGCCACAUAAACACUCAUAGUAAUGAAGUGAUUCGUAUUGCGAUGCACACCAUACGGCAAUUUAACAAUCAGAGUCAACAGCCUUCCUUAUUUGGUUGCCCAGUAAUAAAAGACGCUCAAAGUCAGGUGGUUAAUGGAGUGAAUUAUCAUUUGGCAUAUUCCAUAAAAGAAACAAAUUGUUCCAAGAGUGAAUUUGCAGAUCUGAGUCUGGAAUGUAGACCCCUUUCUGGAGGUCAAAAAGGUUUCUGUAAAGCUAAAGCCUACACUGACAACAGAGGCGCACUCGUCUCUGCACAAGUGGAAUGCAAACUGGAAGCUGAAGACAGCCCGAUUGCAGAAGAUAGUCAAGAACCGGAGAGGCCUCUGGAAGCUGUUGUGAAAUUAUUUAACUAUCAAAGCAGCAGUAACUUUUAUUACAAAAUUGUGGAAAUAACAAAAAUAUCAGGAAAGAUGAUAGUUGGACAUGCAUUUCAAAUUGACUUCAAAACUCAGAGAACAAAUUGCUCCAAGGCUGAAGUUAAGAAUCCAGAUGACAACUGUACUCUUGUAAAAGGCGGGGAAAUGAUGACCUGCCAUGCCUUAAUUUAUGUGAAACCCUGGGAGCCAUCAGUCGUACCAGAGGUGACCUGCACAGACGAGCAACCUUUCCAGGCUCCUGAAUUCAAAGAACCCAAAUAUCCAGAGGAUCCCAUGACCAUCUUCGAGGAUUAUGAUAUUGUUGAUGAACACCAGAGUUAUUUAAAAAAGGCACUGAGCUAUUUCUCCUGAAAUGUUCUACUCUUGGAAAUGAUGGCAUUCUUGGGAUUUCUGACUGCGUAAAAGCGUAACACUUAAACACAGCAGUUGGCCUGCAGCAUCUGCCUGCUUAGCUUCUUAAUGUUUUGCAAAAUACAGUAGUUAGCAAACAGUGAAACAAGAACUUUAAUUCAGUCCACUUGAUCGAACAGCAAUAUGCACAACUGCCUUCUGCAAGGCCAGCGUUGCCUGCACUCAACCCUGGAAAAAAUAUAUACCGUAUUUUUCAGAGUAUAAGACGCAACAGAGUAUAAGACGCACCAAAAUUUUAAAGAGGCAAA
Molecule: messenger RNA, 2114 nt
Organism: Thamnophis elegans (Western terrestrial garter snake)
Lineage: Eukaryota; Metazoa; Chordata; Lepidosauria; Squamata; Natricidae
Product: kininogen-1-like
Exons: 10
Coding region: 610-1806 (398 amino acids)
Biological process (GO): negative regulation of endopeptidase activity
Cellular component (GO): extracellular region
Molecular function (GO): cysteine-type endopeptidase inhibitor activity
Source: RefSeq, a predicted model, not a curated record